Molecule: messenger RNA, 928 nt
Organism: Oppia nitens
Lineage: Eukaryota; Metazoa; Arthropoda; Arachnida; Sarcoptiformes; Oppiidae
Product: acylpyruvase FAHD1, mitochondrial-like
Exons: 3
Coding region: 140-790 (216 amino acids)
Cellular component (GO): mitochondrion
Molecular function (GO): acetylpyruvate hydrolase activity
Source: RefSeq, a predicted model, not a curated record
UCUAUUGAAUGCAAUUGAAGUUAACAUUUAGUUAGUGUCGACACUCAAACAUUUGACGGAUUGACUGAUAAGUUGUUUACACAACUUGUUUACCAUUAAAUUGAUUAAAUCGGCGAUUAUAUUGUUGGCCUACAAAGUGAUGCGAUUGACCAGAUUUGUUGAAUUUGGCCGAAAGAUUGUCUGUUUGGGUAAAAACUAUGGCAAACACGCGGCCGAAAUGGGUGGCAAAGUGCCCGACAAACCCAUGAUUUUUCUCAAACCAGCGACUGCUUAUGUGACUGAAGGCAAUCCUAUUAAAGUACCGGUUGGUUGUCAGCAAUUACAUCAUGAGGUAGAACUUGGAGUCAUAAUUGGCAGAAAGGGAUUCAAUAUUAGUGAGAGUGAAGCCAUGGAUUAUGUCGGCGGAUAUGCUGUCACUUUAGACAUGACUGCCCGCGAUUGGCAGGAUUUAGCCAAAAAAGAGGGCACUCCGUGGUCUUUGGCUAAAGGUUUUGACACUUCCUGUCCCGUCGGCAACUUUAUUCCCAAGGAAAGCAUUGCAGACCCAAAUGCAUUGCAAUUGUGGUGUAAAGUCAAUGGAGUUAUGCGACAAAAUGCUAGCACUUCUGAUAUGGUCUUCAAAAUCCCACAAAUAAUUAGUUAUAUUAGCAAAUACUUCACACUUGAAUCGGGAGAUCUCAUACUUACUGGAACUCCUUCAGGUGUUGGUUCAGUAAAUCCAGGCGACACUAUUGAGGUCGGACUCGGGGAUCUGUCUAAAGUUAGUUUUCAAAUAGAGACUCAGCAAUAGUUAAACAAUAAUUUUUAUUUUAGUCUAUUUUCAAUAUUUACGGUAAUUAUGUUUUGAAAAUUACUUUUAUAAAACAAAUUAUAUUUACUGUAAUAUAUUGUUUUCAAUAAUGAGCUUCAAUUCAAUAAAAUUCACUCA